This is a messenger RNA of Cucumis melo (muskmelon), 1290 nucleotides long. RefSeq lists its product as uncharacterized. The record is from RefSeq and is a predicted model, not a curated record. Bases 104 to 1051 code for a protein of 315 amino acids. The transcript has 5 exons. NCBI's taxonomy places the organism in Eukaryota, Viridiplantae, Streptophyta, Magnoliopsida, Cucurbitales, Cucurbitaceae.
ACAAUUGCAUGUGCUCUCACUCCCUCGUCCGGCAAUCUUAAUAUUAUAUAUUUAUAUAUAAAAGAAAGAAAAGCAAUUGGUGAAGGAAAAGAGAGGGAAAAGAAUGGAAGCGCUUUAUCUCAUUGGGUCCAUUCUCACUACCUUCUUCACUUCUCUCCUUCUCUCCCUUAUCCUCCCCUUCCGAUGCUUUCUCCGUCGUUUCUUCUUAAGCUCCUCCCCCGUUUCCGGAAUUCGAUCAGAUUCCGUCACAUUAUACCAAGGUAUUGUUUGGCACCACCGUAGGCGUCCUGUCCACCAUUCUUUCAACUACGCUGUUCGCUAUGCCCUAAUUGACCUUGACCGCUCCCCUUCUCCUCCAUCUCAUCAUCUCUCCGCUGAUGAAGCUCGCCGAGUUGCUUCUACCUCUGGACCUGUAUAUCUUCUUACCAUUCCAGCUAGUGUGGGAUAUGAACAAAAUCCGUUGAGUUUGUAUUACUGCUAUCAAACUGAGGACUCUGGACAACACCUGAAGAAGUGCAUAGCUGAGGUAACGAAUACGCCAUGGGGUGAGAGAGUCUCAUUUGUUUUCAACCCUAAUUCUGAUUUAGUAGCUAAGCCGUUGCAUGUCAGUCCUUUUAUGGACAUGCAUGGGAAUUGGAGUAUCAAAUCAAGUGCUCCCGGUGAUUAUUUAUAUGUUGCAAUCUCAGUUCAGCACCCUGAACUUGGUGACUACUUUUCUGCCACUUUGAAACUUAAAAGAGUGUCCCCAUCGUUUGGAUCAGAUCACUCAAGUUUCUUUUACUUGAUGCCGCAUAAAGUUGCAAUAUGGAUAUAUUGGCAUGCUUUCAAGCUAUGGUGGAAAGGUGUCCAAUUUCUUCAACAUCCAAGGUAUACUAACCCUUCAUACAAGGUAGAUGCUACUAUCCGGGAUCAACAACUUCAAUGCUGCAAGGGAACUGGAUCGAACGAAAAUAAUCAAGUAUCGAAAAUCGAGAACAAAGUAGAUGGUAAUGAAAGAAUGAAUGGAAAUCGCGAGUUCAUUUGGACAAAUGCUAAGUGGCCUUGGUCUUAAUACGGCGGCAGGUACGGAAAAAAUUUGGAUUUCAAUUGAAUGGCAGAAAGUAGGCAGAUGAAGAGAUUAAAAAUAGCAAAAUUCCAAUUUAUCCAUUCAUAGUAGUUCUCGUUGUAUAACAAAUAAGAACCGUGACCUCAAUGACCUCAUAAAACGAUCUAAAAAGGGCAAAUCAGAAUUCGGAACACAUUCACCCCAAAGUGAUAGAUUGGCCAAAACUGAGCCUAAUGCCUCCUAAA